AUGUUUACGCCCGGGGAUAUUGGUGAACAAAGAGCAAUUGAUAAGCAGGUAGAACCGCUUACAACCUUUGCCACUACUAUCACACCAACCGACGUGGACGACGCCGGGGCGAUGAGGGCCAUGAUGCCAAUUCCAAAAAAAUCGCGUACCAUAAAGACAGACCGACCUCGUCCUUUCCUAUGCCCUAUUUGUACGCGAGGAUUUGCAAGGCAGGAACAUCUAAAGCGUCACCAGCGUGCUCACACCAACGAAAAGCCUUUUCUGUGCGCGUUUUGCGGGAGAUGCUUUGCCAGGCGCGAUUUGGUCCUGCGACACCAACAAAAGUUACACUCUUCUCUAAUGGACAAGGAUGUCGAAGACGAAACCAGCACAAAGGACGCUAGGCAGCAACUCAAUGAGCGACACAUCAUAACCAUUACGGGCAACAAGGAGACCAUGCUGCCCACUCCAAACAACCCGACGGGUCAAGCCCCGCAGACUAAACGUAAAGCUACCAAGGGUAAAUCAAGAGAACCAGAAACUUUACAACAAUUUCCACAAGAUCAGCAACCUUCUGAGUUUGAGGGCGAGGAGAAACAGCGCAAACGUAAGAGACAUGCGUCAUUUUCUGCCUCCAGUUCAAUCACUUAUACACAAACCAAAGACGCACCUCGUAUUAUUGAGCACGAUUUGCCUGAUAUCCCUCACCAAGUCGGGUUUUCUACACCUCAGCUAUCUGCGCAGGAGCUCGUGGAUAAGGCAAUGGAAAGCGGUGUCAAUUUGGAGGCAUUUUCAUUCAUGCCAUUACCCGAAUCUGUAACAAUUAGCGAAAACGACGGACCCAAAGACGGCGAACUGAAUCAUAAUACUAUAGGAGAGAAAGAAGGCCCCUAUGGCUCAAUCCAAAUGGCUCUAACGCCAGGAAACUUUAUGAUGAAUACCCCGCAACUUACAGACUUUUUACAAAUGGGAUCCACUGUUGGCGGUUCAGGAGGGUAUACUAACGUUUAUUCAACAGAUUCCAAUUUAGAUUAUUUCAACUAUAAGGAUGAGCAAGAAAGAUUUCAGAAGGAAAAAUCAACAACUUUACAAGAAAAGGAAAAUUCUCAUCAUUCUGUACCGUCUUCAUCAGAGUUCGUGGAUGGUUUAGUUAAUAACUUAUCCAAAAAUACCGCUGUCGUAGGGAGUACUAAAAGCGAAGCCAAUGAUGAACACUGGCUCUCAGAGUUCAUAAAUACACAACUAGAUGGUAACUUCAAGGUGAAUAUGAAUAAUUUCAACGAAGUCGGUUUCGCUUAUACCAAUUCUGAAACCACUCCGAAUGGUUCAACUCCUGCACGUCUUUCUGGUUCAACUCCCAUGAGUAAGGGCAAUUCUGGACAUGUUAAGCUGAAAGAAAGUCCACGAUACUUAACACCUUACCAGGACAGCGAGGCAACUAAUUUUCCAGGAAGUAGUGGUCAAUCUUUAAAUCCUAAAAAUGAGCAUUCAAAUAACGACAUUCCUUCCCUUUUCAAAUCGCGGCAAGUUGAUUUGUUCAAAAAAAUUAUGGAAAACCAAUCCGAUUACAGCUCUCCAACCAGUGAUAGCAACUCUCCAAGCACGAAGAAACGUAAAAAGGGAACCAGAUUAUAUUUAUACACUGAGCAACUUCGCAAUGAUAUUUUGCGAGCCAAUAAUCUAACUUCAUCACAAUUUCCAACAUUAGAGGAAUUAAAUCGUUAUGUGAAUUUGUACCAAGAUGAAUUCCAUCCUUAUUUUGCGUUCAUUCAUUUACAUUCGAUACAACCUAGCAUGAACAUUUAUCCUCUACUGUUAUCAAUAGCCACAAUUGGAGCUUUGUAUGGUUUCCAUUCUUCGCAUGCAAUGCUAUUAUUCAAUAUAUGCCGCUUCCAUAUCAGAGAACUACUCGAAAGAACGAAACAACAUCAUCAAGAGACUCCACUAUGGGUAAUUCAAAGUAUGGUAUUGCUUAUUUUCAUUGGUAUUUUCAAUAAUGAUUUGUCUAUCACAAAGACUAUGAACACUCAAAUUAUGUCUUUGAUCGAACUAGUGAAAUUGAAACAGCUGAAUCUUCCUUUGGAAACCCUCGUAACACCACCCAUUGAAAGUGAUCACGUCUUUCAAUAUCAAGACAAUCCUCAACUUCUUGAGAAACUUCGAAAUCAGUACAACACUCCAGAACAGCUUACUAGGAAUUUUCAGUAUUUCAUAACGGCACAAUCAAGAAUUAGAACUUGCCACACCAUACUUUUGAUCUCCAAUCUGUUCACAUCACUGGUUGGUUUAGAUUGUUGUUUUCAUUCCAUUGACUUAAAGUGCGGUAUUCCAUGCUAUCAUGAGGAUUUGUAUUUUUGUGAAAAUGCACAUGAAUGGUCACAAUCGCUGGUAAGUUACCGUAUAGUUCUCGACUCCAAGUUUUCCCUGGUGGAGCUUUCUAAUGGCGGAGAAAGUUACAAAAACUGCUUAAUUUACUUGACGAAUGGUUAUCAAUUUUUUUAUGAGAACAAGAAGGUGUCUUUCAAGACUUUAUUGUCACUAUUGAUUUCAAUUCACGAAAAAAUAUUCAUUGAAAGGUAUAAUCUGAAAAACGAAUCCAAUGAACAAAUGCGUGAGCUAAAAUGGCGUAUGAACUCUCGACCUAUUAUUGAAUCUCUCCUGAAGUUUUGGGAGGCGCUCUACAUCAAAAAUGGCGGGGUCUUGAUAGCAAAUGAAAGCAACAUUGCCUUUAUAAAUUCGAACCCUUCUCUGAGACUGAUUAUACCUCUACUGAACUUCGCGAAGAUCAGAAAAUGUUUGAGUUUCACGUAUUUUAUGAACAAGAUUUGGUUGAAAGAUUGGGAAGGAAUGAAUGAGUCUCUGGAGACAUAUCAUGACUGGGAGAGCUCAAGAGAGGCUACCGAUUAUGCUCUGAAUAUAGUUAAAUUUUGGGUCGACACUGUCUCGAUAGUUAAGAACGCAGAGAAGACAUCUUUGCGGACGCCAAUUUUUUCCAUUACAUGUAUUUUCUCUUCAGUACUGAUAAUAGCAGAAUACUUGAAAAGGGUGGAGGUUUGGGCUAAGCAGUACGCUGAUGGUGAGAACACAACUGUUCUAAAAGCCAUCGAUAGAACGCUUUGGCUCAAAUCGGAAAUUAUUCUUAAAAAAAUCGAGGAACAUUUACUUCCCAAGGGCUAUAAUAUGCAAUCAUACGCUGAAUUUUUGAGAUUGCAGGCAAAUGGUGCGCUUGAUGUGGAGGUUUUGGAUGAUGACCUCGCAAAGAGGGCGAUGAAUCCUAAUACGGACGUAAAUGAGACUGUGAGGGUGAUCAUGAAGGCAAGACUUUCAUCUAGAUCACUUUACUUAGGUGUCAGAAUACUCGGCGAUGCACCAAUCUGGCCUAUCGCUUUACUCUUCGCACAUGCUCUUCAAUCUAGGGCCAUUUACAACUUGGCCAAUCAUCCAUCCUCGUGA
This is a messenger RNA of Lachancea fermentati, 3432 nucleotides long. The record is from the annotation of a GenBank genome assembly. Lineage: Eukaryota; Fungi; Ascomycota; Saccharomycetes; Saccharomycetales; Saccharomycetaceae.